Spodoptera exigua (beet armyworm) is the source of this 3674-nucleotide messenger RNA. The record is from the annotation of a GenBank genome assembly. Lineage: Eukaryota; Metazoa; Arthropoda; Insecta; Lepidoptera; Noctuidae.
GGGCUGAGGCUGUAUCGCGUCUCGCGCGUUGAAGGCAGUGGCGGUGACUGGCAACUAGCAGUAGGCUUCGCGCCGGCGCGCAGCGAGAACGUGCGUGUGCGCUUUUGUCGAACGAAUCCGGGCUCCCGAGUGUAGCUGCACUAUCGAAAAACGAUAUAAGUACACCAACUCAUUGACAUGGAAGUUGCAGAUCAAUGGCGGCGUGAGUGGGCUGGAACCGCCGAAUAUGGAAAGGUGACAGAAGGUGGCGUUACAAGGCGCAUUGCGCGUGCGAUGGAGGUGUUGCACGCCAGCGGGCCCGGCGCGCGCGUGCGCGUCAUGCGUGCUGCCUAUCACUCAUCCGCUGCUCCAGGCGCACCCGCUGCUUCUUUCAUGUUACAUUCUUCACGAAGAGUAAUAUCAUCCGGUUACAAUCUACUGGAGUCGCCAUCAUCGCCCAUUAAACCCUUAGAAAUUUCGUCCACGCCGUUUGAUUCAUCACCUGAACCACAAACCGAAGUAGAAAAUUACAAAGUUACUGAACCAGACGACUUCGAAAUAUCGGAACCAUCCAAAUGGCGAGGUUCUACCAAAGGAAGUUCUAUUCGCAUGCCAAGCGAAGAGUCUUCGUCCACAGACAAUGCUAGUAUUAUUGACCUAGACUCAAGACUUGGCAGAAACCUUCACAGAAAGUACUCUUACGACUCGGAAAAUAGUGACUUACAAUUUAGUAGUAGAAAUACCAGCCGAAACUCGCCACUGUUGGAUACGCCUGUAACUUUAAGUACACUUAAAUACAAAUCACUUUUAAACAACAGCAACGACUGGAACGCGAGAAGGAAAAGUUACAGCUUCGAAGAUACUUCCCCACUUAACGAAACCAUUACCCAUAGUAACGACACACUAGCUAUGGAAUCUUCUACGGACAGUGGCAUUUGCAAAUCAACAGAAAUUGUCAAUGACCAAAUAGAUGAUAACUCACAUACAAGGUACUUGUACAGAGAUGAUAGAAAGACGUCCUCUAAUGAAGAAUCAUUUAGAGAUUGGCUAUCGAAAAAUAGACCAAUUUCGCAUUACAGAGGAACCAAAUUUAAGACUUAUCGAGAACAUGACAUAGUUAUGGAAGAACCCUCAGAAAAUAAUAUAACUGUACAAUCAUCUGGAAAAGUAUGCAUAAACUUGCCAAUCACUUUAGAAAUAGAUAAUGAAGAAAAUUCUAAUAAACAUCAGCAGAAUGAAGAAGGUGACAGAAAAGUUAAGAAAGUGGAGUUCUGCAAAACAGAAGUACAUUUUGCUGCAGAAUCUGGAAAAGUCAAUAUAAUCGCUACGGAUGAGAAACCUCCUCCUUCAAACGAUUUUAGAAAACGAAGAAGUGCCUUUGUGCCUUUGCAAGAUAGGAUGGAAAAGCCAAUGAUAACAUUAUUUGGGGACAAAAACGGAGAUUUCCCCUCAAGCAAUGGAGUUGGUUCUCCUUUAAAUGUAAGUGGUGGUGAGUUUGGUGAAGCCGAUGAGAAUACAGCAGCUACAAAAAGUAUUCUCAAAAAUAAAAUUCCGAAACCCAAACCAUAUCUUUUAGGAGAGAACAUGGCAUUUGGGAUGGCUGAUGAUAUUUUAAAUAAAGAUGCUUCAAAUGAUUCUGUGCUGUCAGCAGUUUCUUUAGUAAAUAAGCAAUUAAAAUCAGAGAAUUACUAUAAAUCUGAAGUGAAACCUAUGUUUCCACGAGAAGCUGAUGAUUCGAUAUUGAAACCCACCGCCUUACGGACAACUAAAGCAGGUCCCACAAAAGACGACAGUUUAAAAAGUGAGAAGCAAGUGGUUACAAAUAUUAAAAUUAGUAAAGCAACAGAAAACUCUAUAGAGGACGUUAAGUCUAAGUUCAAUAGUCUGCAUGUGGCACCGUCUCAAAGAAAGCCUAAAACCAGACAGCUGCGGGACAGCGAACUAACGUACUUUGGUGUUGAUAACAACAACAAAACUAACUCGUAUAAAAAUAAAACUCAGACGAAAAGGUCACCAGGACCCAAUGACGAUGUUAUUGACAACAUAUUUCAGUCUGUCAAACUAAUACAACAAGUCGCAAAUAGCGUGUGCAGUGAACCCGAUUCUGAUGAGACGCCUGAGUACCAGAAUCUUCCGUUAAAUAUAAACUAUGCUCCAGUACCAACUCCAAGAAUACGAACAAAUUAUGAAGACAAACCCAAAGAAGAAAUACAAGAAAUUGAAGUUUUCCAACCUGUUAUUGAAAGAGAUAGCCAAGUAAUAAAAGACGUAACUACGCGACGGACCAGGUACCGCAGGCAAGACGAAGUAACAACUACACGGAGUAUUUCUGCACCACCGAAGUCUUUGAGACGUGAUGCAGUUGAAAAGUCAGAACAACGAGAACGUCAAUCACCACGUACUUCGAGUCGCCCCAUGAAAGAAAGGAAAAUCAGCGUAGAAAAGUUAAAUUCUGCCAAAGAACACAAUUCAUCGGACGAAAACCCGAUAUAUGUCAAUCUGAAUGUUAACACAGAAAAAACAAAUUCUCUGGAGAACCGUGACACCCAAAAACUGAAAACGAAUUCACUUAACACACGUCAGAGAAAAACGCAUAAAACAGACACAAGUAAGAAUAAAAACAAAAGUGUAACUGACGUGCCUUUAAAUCUCAUUAAAAAUAAAAACAAAGAACGUCGGUCGGAUUCCGGAACUGAUAGCAGUUUUAGAACAAAAGAUUCUGGUAAUAAAGAUAGUAACUCACUUUCCACCUAUAAAGACAUCUCAAGAAAAGCCGAGAAGAUUGAUAGGGUACGUCAAUCGCGUGAUUGCAGAGGAAAACCAAAUGAAGAACACACAUCUGAACGUGUCCGCAAAUCUCGAGAAGACAAAUGUUCUAAAGAACAUAAUUCUACUUUGGAAAGUAAAGAACACAGGAGCAAAUCUUUGCAAAGACCUUCAUUGAAUGUGUCUGAAGAAACAUCACGAGAUUUGAUAAAGAAAUCAGAACAUCAAAAACGCAGUCUCGAUCGUAAUUACGGCGUAGACAGUGGUCGCAAGAGAAACUCUUCUAGGGAUAAAACUAAGAAAGAAUCAAUAAAACCUUCACAAAAAGAUGAAUCAAGUUACACAGUACUUAUUCCUUCUAUACAAUCAAAGAAUGCGAAAGACUAUUCUACUAAGACCAACAGCAAACCGCGUGAUUCGCGCAGAGAAUAUGUUAUAAAUUAUGAUGACAAAAACGGGACCGUUUCGUCUAUAUGUAAAAUAACACCAAGUAUGGGUACACCAAAACGAAAGAAAACAACAAAAGAAAUAUUUAAAGACAAUGAAAACGAUAGAACGUUUAAAAAUAAAAGUGUACACAAAAUUGCCCCGCGUAAGUAAGUUGUGUGCAUGCUCUAAAAUUCUAACAAACAUGAAAUAAUUACAUCUUUAAACAAUGGACAUCUUUCAGUGCAGCUAGAAGAUCAUCAAGAGGAUCGAAACGGACUGAGUUAUGCAGAUAGGAAGUGGAAGACGAAAGUACAUAUACAAAGGUCUUGCCAAGUAUUGUAGUAGUACUUUUACUAGUCGUAAGAACCAUAGGAACUAAUGAAAGUAGUCUGAAUCCUAUUUGCGCUAUGUAAUUGUGUUCUGAGGUAGUAUAAGAUAAUGAUGAUCUCACAUGUAAUGGUUAUUUAAAACUAAAUGUACUUUCCUGGAUCUAACACGUG